AUGAUUCAGGAGUCCUACCCACUCAUUGGCCCCAACAUGGAAGUCAGAGGACGUGUUCCGUUCCUAGACGGUGUUGGAAGAAUUGAGCGAGUAUUGUCGGCGAUCGAUGCGGUGUACCGAGGCUUCAUCGCCACCCCAGCUCGCAGUCCUCAGCGAAUCACAAGUUCUGUUACGGAGCGCUUGUUUGGAGGAUCGGACAUGGCCACAAUUAAUAUCCAGAGAGGACGUGACCACGGUUUCCCUUCAUACAACGAGUAUCGCAAGUUGUGUCAACUGCGACCAGUCACUAGUUUCAAUGAGUGGCCAGAAGUGACAGAGAAAGCUGUUCGGGAACGAGUCGCACAGCUCUACAGAACACCUGAUGAGCUCGAUCUCUACGUUGGAGGAAUUCUUGAGGAACCAAUCGAAGGCAGCUUGUUGGGCCGACCUUCGCUUGCAUUAUUGCAGAGCAGUUCGUACGACUUCGAGACGGCGACAGGGAAGAAGAGGAGACCUACCUACUGGCGAACGCAGACUCUAAGGAUUCUACUUGAGAACGAAGGAGUUUUCACGACAGCGCAAAUGACUGCAUUAAAGGCAGUCACAUGUGUCGUGGGUGUUAUGCGAAACAAGUGA
Molecule: messenger RNA, 615 nt
Organism: Ostertagia ostertagi
Lineage: Eukaryota; Metazoa; Nematoda; Chromadorea; Rhabditida; Trichostrongylidae
Source: the annotation of a GenBank genome assembly